This is a messenger RNA of Boeremia exigua, 1452 nucleotides long. RefSeq lists its product as uncharacterized. The transcript has a single exon. Lineage: Eukaryota; Fungi; Ascomycota; Dothideomycetes; Pleosporales; Didymellaceae. Bases 178 to 1434 code for a protein of 418 amino acids. The record is from RefSeq and is a predicted model, not a curated record.
UAAGCGUCUCUGAUUCUGUUUUUCUCGCCGUCUCCACACGGUCUCAGUCCUGCAUCCUUUCACUCAAGUUCCUACAUCUCAAGACUCCAACGCACUUCCCUCGCAAGACGGCACGAGAAGAAAUAAGCUCACAAGCACCCAUCACCACCCACGCAUACCCACUCGUAUCCACCCACCAUGUCUACGUCCACCCCACCCACAACACCCUGCCCCGCCCCCCUUUCCCCCAUAAUAACCUACCUCGCCCUCCUCCUCCUCUUCCUCGCCACCGCAACUCUCUGGACGAACCACUCCGCCCCGACACCUAGUCCCGCUGCAGUGCGACCCACCACCACCACCUCGACGUCCAUUUCUACCUCCACCUCCUCGCUGCGUGAAGCGCGUGAAGCGCGCCUCGAGCACCGUAUCGCCGAGCUCGAGCGCCGUGGCAAGGGACUGGGUGCGUCGAAUACCGAGCUACUACUCGACAACGAAACCCUGCGGGCGCGUCUCGAGGAAGCAGAGCGCGGGAGCGCGGUGCUGCGGGCCGCGGGCGAGGGGCUAAAGAGGGCGGUUGGGGAGCUGAAGGGGGUUAACGGGCGGUGGGAGGACGCGUGUGGGCAGCUGGUGGCCGCGUACGAGGAGCUGGAGGCGGUGCAUGAGGGCCUCGGGGCUGCGCGUGAGGAGCUCAGGACCGCCAAUGCAGACCUGCAGACCGCCAACGAGGAGCUGAAGACCGCCAACGAGGAGCUGAAGACAACCAACGCCUCCCUGUCCCACCAAAUCCAUACCCAAGAAUCCGCACACACCGCACUGCGCACCGCCGUCCGCACGCUGGAGUGCGACGCCCUGGCGUCGCAGCUCGAGCUGUACACGGCGCAGCGCACGCACGCGACACAGGCCGCUGAGCAGGGCGCCCGGAUCGCAGACCUAGAGUCCGAGAAGGGGGACCUCGCUGCUGCGAACGGAGAACUCGCGGCUGCGAACGAUGCGCUGGAGGCCGCGAAAGAUGGCCUGAUCAUCGAGACCACCGCGCUCCGCGACCAGGCCGAGGGCCUGCGCCGCAUGCACGACAUCCUGCACACCGACUACCGCAGGCUCAGCGCCGACACCGAUGCCCUGCGUGCACGCCACGAGCGCGAGACCGCGGUCUUGCGCGACGACGCGGAGGAGCUGUAUGCCCGUGUGUGCGUGCUGGAGCGCGAGAAGGCGCUGCUGGAGGGGGGUCUGUGCGCUGGCGGGGAGGGGGAGGUGGUGGGUGCCGAGGGUGAGGAGGAGGGUUUUGAGUGGGAUUUCGGAGAGCGUGUCGACGCGAAUGGACUCGUACGCGCUGACAGGGGGCUGCCGGGUGAGCAGGAGGAGGAGGACGACGAGAACCUGGGCAGCGAGACAGGCGAGCGUCCGGAGAGGGACGAAGACCUCUUGAGCCCAGAGGAGGAGUUCGUGCAAGUGUAGCGCAUGGCGGGGUCUCCG